AUGACAGAUACUGGUAAUGGUUAUAUUCAAUGCUUGGCUAAUGUUGAUUGUGAUCUAAUGGUAAAAACACUUCCAGCUAACAGAGUUGCUGAAGUAUACAUUACACAUGCUGAUGCAAGUAUUAACUUAGAUGACUUUGAAUUGGAAAGAGCAAAUUAUGGUGGGGAUAAAAAUAGUGAUGUUUACCAAGAAUUGGAGCAUUUUGAAGGUGAUGAAUAUCAUGUAAAUGAAAGUGAAGAAGAGUCGAAUGGUUUGGAGAUAGAUUCAGACAGUGAAUGGCUUGGAAUUUGGGACAAUAUCGGAAAGGAUAAGGCGGCAAUGAAGCUGAAAGGAAAAGAAAUAAUGAAAAGAAAAGAAAUAAUGAAAAGAAGAGAGGAUAAAAAGAAAAAUCUAGCAGGAAAUAGCGAAGUUAGUGUAAAGGGGAGGAAAGAGGGGAAGGAAAAAAAGAAAGAUAAAGUGAUGGAGAAAGCUAAGAGUGCCAAUUUUGCCGGGUUACUACUGGAGGACUCAAGUACAGAAUCUGAGAAUGAUAACAUCUCUCCUAAGUAUGAUUCAGAUGACAUGUGCAGUAUUAAUAGCGAUGAUGAUGAAAAGGUUAGAAAGAUUGAAAAUGUUGCAUUUAGGGCAGAAACGGACAUGGAUAAUCCAACAUUUAGGUUGGGAAUGACAUUCAUUGAUGCAAUAGAAUUUAGAUCUGCACUGAGAUCUUAUUCUAUUAAAAAUAACGAGAAAAUUUCCUUCGAAAAGAAUGAAUCUGAUAAAAUUUCUGCAAAAUGUUGUGAUCAAUGUCCAUGGCGCAUAUAUGCUUCUAGAAAGGGACUAGAUGACCCCACAAUCACGAUAAAAACUUUAGUUGGGAAACAUUCUGAUGAUUGUUUGUUUGUUUAUGCCAACAAAAAUGUGAAAUCUCGAAUGAUUGCCAAAAAAUUUCUGCAUUAUUUGAGAAUACAUCCAGAUGUAUCAGUAGGAGAUUUCAUGGACAAAGUACAUGAAGAGCUGAAUGUUGAAGUUUCCGUGAGCCAAGUGUAUAGAGCAAAGACAAUAGCAAAGGAGAUGAUUGAAGGUCAUUACAAAGAACAAUAUGCAAAAUUAGAGGACUACUGUGCAGAACUCAAGAGAAAGAAUCCAGGAUCAACUGUAUUGUUAGAAACAACACCUCAUGAAGAGGAUGGCAGACCUGUUUUUGAAAGAAUUUGCAUAUGUCUUGAUCCCUACAGAAGAGGUUGGAUGACAGGUUGUAGGCCACUCAUUGGGAUGGACGGUUGCUUUCUUAAAGGACCAUAUGGAGGUCAACUUUUGACAGCAAUUGGGAUAGAUGCUGAUAAUGGCAUAUUUCCUAUAGCCUAUGCGGUAGUUGAUAUUGAAAAUAAGCAUAACUGGAAGUGGUUUUUAAAUUUGUUGGUGGAUGACUUGCAAAUUAGAAAUCAUGAUAACUUAUGUCUUAUUACAGACAAACAAAAGGGUUUGGAGGGAGCUAUUUAUGAGACAGUUCCCCAAGUUGAACAUAGGCAUUGUGUAAGACAUUUGUACAAUAAUUUCAAGAAAGAGCACAAAGGUUUAUCGUUGAAGACAAGAGUUUGGAAAGCUGCAAGGGCAACUUAUGUAAGUAAGUAUAAAUAUGAGAUGGAUAUGCUGGAAAAGGAGGACAAAGAAGCUAGAAAUUGGUUUAACGAUAAACCACCCAAAUUCUGGAGCAAGUCACAUUUUAGAACAACAACAAAGUGUGACAUGCUUUUGAAUAAUAUUUGUGAGGCAUUCAAUGGGACAAAACCCAUUUUAAGGGCAAGGGAGAAACCUAUACUUGGACUACUUGAAGGAAUUAGAAUAUACCUGAUGAAGAAACUGAACCAAAAGAGGGAAGACCUGCUCAAAUACCAAGGAAAUUUAUGCCCUCGAAUCCGAAAACUAGUAGAAAAAGUGAAGGAAGACUCAGCUACAUCAAUUCCUACUUGGGCUGGAAAAUUUUUAUUUCAAGUAAAGACCAUGUAUGGUGAACAAUUUAGUGUAGACUUGAGUGGAAGAACCUGUUCAUGCAGGGGAUGGGACCUUACAGGAAUCCCAUGCUCACAUGCAAUGAGCUGCAUAUUCCAUAUAAGAGAGAAUCCAGAAAAUUUCAUACAUGAUUGUUACAAGAAGACUACUCAAAUGAGGAUUUAUGAGCUAGUCAUUGCUCCAAUGGAUGGACCUGACAUGUGGGAACCUACUGAUCUACCUGAUGUAGACCCUCCUAACUAUGAGCCGAAGAAAAGUAAGUUGAACAAAAUUAGAAGAAAAGAGCCCAAUGAAAUUGAAGCCUCCAAGAGAAAAGCAGUUGAGAUGAAAAAACAGAGAAGAGAGAAAAAGAAAAAACAAUCUGCAACAAGUGAAAUGCAUGAUGUUACCAAAUUGAGUAAGAAAGGGAAGUUGGGGAGGUGUAGCAAGUGCUUGCAAAUUGGUCACAACAAAAUAACUUGCAAGAAGAGUAGUGAUUCCCCGAAUUCAACAACUCUACCUCAAGCUACUCAAACAACUCAAGAUUGGUGUCAAAAUGCGAUAAGUCAAUCCCACCCAAGUAAGCAAAUCAUUGAGUCCACUUAUUGGACUGGACAUAUAAAUGAACCUUCUAAACUCAAUCCAAGAAGGCCAAUGGAGGAUGAUUCAUCUCAUAGACCUGCACGAGCUCAAGUUGGCGGCGUUGUGAUAAAUGCUGAGAAGUAUAUGUGGAAUGGAAAAAAAUGUAUUAGCUUACAAACCCUUCAAAAUACAAGUGCUACAGAGAAGUCCAAGAAAAAGAGCUUUGAUGUGGAAGAAAAUAGAAGCAAUUAG
Molecule: messenger RNA, 2805 nt
Organism: Nicotiana attenuata
Lineage: Eukaryota; Viridiplantae; Streptophyta; Magnoliopsida; Solanales; Solanaceae
Exons: 5
Coding region: 1-2805 (934 amino acids)
Biological process (GO): DNA transposition
Molecular function (GO): transposase activity; DNA binding; zinc ion binding
Source: RefSeq, a predicted model, not a curated record